UUGAUAGAAGUCGGAAUAAAAAUGUCAUUCUGAAUAAAAACGAUGUCGCUAUAAAAGAUAUUAUAGAGAAAACUGAGGUUUGUAGAGCUGUCUAAAUGCAAGGGAAUUUUGUUUGUAUGAUCUUUAAAACAAUCCCACAAAUAAUCCUCUGGCACUAGAAUAAAAGUCAUGGUCCGCCCCUUGUUUGUUGAUUGGUUUCCCUUGGCUUAGCAAGUAACGCGAUCGGUUAGAAUCUGCCUGGAUUUGUGCCUGGAUCAGGAAGCAACUCAAAACAUCCUGUGGAAAUCCCCAAUGCAUAAAAUAUAAAAUUCAGCCGGUUGUUUGGAAUGGAGAGAGAGUUUGGGACGGUUGCGGCACUUAAAGCCCUCGGAUAUGGCAGUGAUCUCUGUGUGUCUCGGUGUGAAUGUGAUGAACUGCCGUGUCCACUGCUCUCCUGGCUGGUGCUGGAGCUCAGAAAACACUGUCCUGAACUUAAAGGAAACAGUGGCACUAUUCUGGCCAGGGAACUGAAAGAGGUCCUGAGAGUCAUGUUGUAUCCUUAUGACACACUCACCACAGAGACGCUGACUCCCAUUCAUCUCAAAAGAAUAACAGAGUUCCUGGUGUCUGAGUUACAAGCAGUCUGUAUGCUUAAGUACAGGGAGUGCAAUCCUGGCGAUACUGAGCCUUUGAGCGAGUCAGGCAAAGAGCAGAGACCGAGAGAAUCGAACCCAGAUACUCAGGAUAAGACUGAAUUAGAUGACAAAGAGGUAAUGAAGGAAUUGACCAAGUUGUUUCAAGCCCUAGAUAUGGAUCCAGCUUCACAGCUCAGUGACGUGUGCUCACAGGUAGAGUCAAGAAUAGCCUCUCUUCCAGAGGGUAAAGUGCAAGAGCCGUUGCUAAAGACUAAUCUGAAUUCUACACAAUGGAGCGAGCUGAAUCAGAUUAACCGAUCCCUCUGCAAGGACUACGAUUGCCGUCGGCAGAUGAUGAUCAAACGAUUCCAUGUCACUCUCCAGUCAUUUGCAUGGGGAGAGAGAGGAAAGGAGCGUAGUGCUCUGAUGUCCACUGUACCCCAGUUUGCAUCACCACUUCUUGAAUCGUCAGUUUCGGUUGCGCUGUUACUUGCAGCGAGAGAAGAUCAGUCUUGUAUUCUGCCCGUGACUGCUGGACCAUCAACAUCCAUUCACAAGGUGCUGAUGGGUAGUGUGCCGGAUAGAGGAGGUCGACCUGGAGAGAUCGAGCCUCCCAUGCCAAUGUUCACUCGACGUAGUGAAGGAGGCGACAGGCAACGUGAAAAAAAUAAAUUUAAGAGACGGGAGUAUUCUGGGAAAAAGAAAAAAAACAAGAAUAGAUAGUACUGAUACUGACAUGAACCUGAAAGAAGAUCUAGACAGAAUAAUUGCGGGCUGUUGAUUUAUAUACAGAACAUAAUAUUAUGUAUGAGUUAAUAUUAUACCUGUUUGAUUCUGAUUAGCUUUAAUUUACAGGUAAAUUCAAGGUGAAGUGUAAAUUAGAUAUUUAAUUUAAUGUACACUACAGAGAUUAUAACUUUACUGUAUAUUUUGAUGUUUGACCUGUAAUAUUGGUUUACAGAUUUAAAGAAUACAUAUUAUGCAUGAUUCCAGUAUAAUUUUUUGCCCUAUUGCUUUAUUACUUUUGUACAACUGUUCUGACAGCUCAGUUAUUUAAUGCUUUAAUUUGAGUAUGAGUACUGACAGCUUGUCUAUUGCAAAACAGUCCUAAUUUAUUUUUAUCCUUAAUUUUGCUAUGUGGAUUUUCAUUUCGUAGGCCACUGAAAAGAGUAAAAGCUAAUUCAGUUUUUUUUAUUUAAUUUCAGUAAAGAUUAGAAAGUAGAACCAGGCUACAGCAGGAAGUCUACUUUUUUUAUUGGAUUUUUAUUAUAAAUCAUCCAGCUCUAGACCUGUUUAAUUCACACUAGGAUUUUCAGUUUUUUGUUUGCAUUUCUGUUAUGAAGCACGUGUGAAGGGGAUUUUGUGUGGUGUUGAAAUGGUUAAGGGGAAUGUUUGGUCUGGUCACCAAGGGCAACAUGGCAAGCUCCAAAAUAAAACCAGCAGAAACUUUCCAAUCUCA
Clarias gariepinus (North African catfish) is the source of this 2073-nucleotide messenger RNA. RefSeq lists its product as uncharacterized. Gene Ontology annotation, cellular component: tRNA-splicing ligase complex. The record is from RefSeq and is a predicted model, not a curated record. The transcript has 8 exons. The coding region runs from base 327 to 1337 and encodes 336 amino acids. NCBI's taxonomy places the organism in Eukaryota, Metazoa, Chordata, Actinopteri, Siluriformes, Clariidae.